ACAUACGCUUGGUGAAUGAAUGUAUAGAUAUAGAGAGAGAAAGAGAGAUCUAAGAGCGCUGGGCCUUAUCGGUGCCCCAAAGACCCUAGAGGCGGCCACGAUUAUCCACUUCCCGCCCAAAAACCGAACACUUACUGAUAUUCUUCCUGGAAUCGAAACCCAUUUUGUUCAAAAAGAAAGCAAUAAAUUCCAAUUCGAUUGAGCUUCGCGUUUGCCCUGCAAGUGGAUCUCUUUGAAGGGGGGAGGGGCGGGGUUUUUCUUUCCGCCCCUUCGCGAUCAUCAAAUUUGAUUGGGUUUCGCUCUGCUACUUUUGUGAUGAAUUUUGGUUUUAGGGUUUUGAUUGUGAAAUGGCUGGAUGGUCAAAAAGAGUUGGUGGGUCGGGUCUAGAAUGCUUGAGGUCACAUGAAAAGCCACAGGAGAAACCUGCUUCUGAAGUGGGGGUUAAAGACUCUAGGAAGGAGGUUGAGGGAGAAAAAAUCAAUACCGAGAUUGGGAUUCAGUUUAAUAAAUUUGUCACUCAUUUGCUUAAAGAAGCACACGGUCCUCGGUGUUUUAGGCCGAUGCCUCCCAUGCUUGGGAAUGAGAAAGCUGUUGAAUUGUUUAAGCUCUAUGUUGUUGUGAGGGGGAGAGGUGGGUACAGGGCCGUUUCAAGGAGUGGGCAGUGGGAUGUAGUUGCUAAGGAAUGUGGGUUUGAUUUUCGGGCUGGGUUGCCUUUGAAAUUGGUUUAUGCCAAGUAUCUGGAUUCACUUGACAGGUGGCUGCAGAAGCAUAUUGAGGAGCGGGAGGGCGAUGCAAGGCUAAUUGACAUGGAUGUUGGUGGGAUAUCAAUGAGCAUUGAACCAAGUUUCUUGGAUAUCAUUGGGAAAAUUUUGGAAAUGGAGACGGGCAGUGAGAUUGUCAAUGCUGACUUGGAGAAUUCCAAUGCUGCUGUUGAUCGUGGAAAUGAACCGCAAUCAGUAACUAUUAAAGCAAACAUUAGUGUAAAAUGUGGUAAGGAUGAUAACGGACCUGUCUCCACUUUGCCAAAGGAGGAAGAUAAUGUUGGCAGGAAGAGGAAAUUGGAAUCUUGCUUGGAUAUGUUAAACUGGGUUCUUAAGGUUGCAAAGGAUCCUACGAACCUAUCAAUUAAGCCAUUACCUGAUGUUUCCAAGUGGAAGUCUUAUGGGACUGAUGAGAUGUGGAAGCAAGUUCUGGUGCUGAGAGAGUCAAUGCUCUUGAAAAGGGACACAAGUUUAAGCCACCAAAAUUCUGUUUGGCAGAGGUCACAGAGGAUUCAUCCCACAAUGUAUGAGGAUAGGAAUCCUCCAUCUGAUAGAGUAAGAUGCAGCCCAAGGCUAGUUUUUGCAAAAGACGAUUCUUCCAAAAAGAAACGCACACAUCUUGCUACUGGAUCAACAUCAACAAGUGUUCAGAGUGAUGAUGAUCCCAGCGACACCCAAGUUGACUCUACCGAAGAUUUAGACGUGGGUCGUUGGUGGAACCUGCGUCGCAGGCAACGGACACCUGUUGGACCAAAUUUCCAAGCAGACAUUCCGGAAUGGACCGGUGAGAUCACAGAAAGUGAUUCUAAAUGGUUGGGAUUCCAAAUUUGGCCUUUACCGAAAGGCGAGAAACGUGGAAUGUUCAUUGAAAGAGAGUCUAUUGGAAAAGGAAGGCGAGAUAGUUGUGGCUGCCGAAUCCCGGGUUCCUUGGAGUGUGUUAAGUUCCAUAUUGCUGAGAAAAGGCUAAAUUUGAAAUAUGAAUUGGGAUCUGCCUUCUAUCUAUGGAAACUUGAUUGUGCAGGCGAGGAUGUUGCAUUGCUUUGGACCAAAGGAGAAGAAAAGAAGUUUGAGGAUAUAGUGAAAUCGGAAUCUCUGGCAUCACCAAGCAAGUCUUUCUGGGAUGAAAUAUUUAAGCAGUUCCCUAGGAAGAGUAGAGGCUCACUUGUAAGCUACCAUUUUAAUGUUUUCCUUCUAAGACGCCGAGCUCACCAGAAUAGGUUCACACCAACAGAAAUUGACAGUGAUGAUGACGAUGAACAGUGUGGUCCGAGGGCAAACUUUUUUGGACGGGAGGGCACUAAGCCUUCAAACUCCAUCUUCUGUUCUCCAAAGAAGUGAGCCCAGAGUCCUCCAGAGUCCAGACAGUACAUAUGGUUUCAUUAUGCUCUACUGAAUGGUUCAUAUUUGUAAAUUGCACAAGUCUUAAAAGUGGCUUUACUCUUGACAUUUUUUGGGGGUAGUUGGAAUACGUUUGGGGUCGCCCGAUGGGCAUUUAAAGGUUUGCCCAUUUCAUUGGUGUUUGGAUGGAUAGCUUCCUUAAACACAUAUACUGAAAACCUGAUAGCCACAUAAGGAAAUUUUUGCAUUGUUAUGGUCAUCAUGGCUCCCCAUGGUUUUUACCACAGUGACUGCUCAUUGGUGAGUUACUACUGUACAUUGUU
Molecule: messenger RNA, 2422 nt
Organism: Cuscuta campestris
Lineage: Eukaryota; Viridiplantae; Streptophyta; Magnoliopsida; Solanales; Convolvulaceae
Source: the annotation of a GenBank genome assembly